AUGGAGUUCUCUUCUCUGAUUGUAUCAAAUCAUAGAAAGCAUAUUGCACUUGUGUUCAUUUGUUUAGUAUUAAUCUUGAAGAUAGCCUUUGUUUCUUCUGACAAUCAGGAGAGCCAGAUUUACACGGUCCAUUUGGGUGAGAGGCAACACGAUGAUCCUAAACUUGUUACUGAUUCACAUCAUGAUAUCCUCAGAUCGCUUCUUGGAAGCAAAAAAGCUUCCCGUGAGUCUAUGAUUUAUAGUUACAGGCAUGGCUUCUCAGGCUUUGCAGCGAAGCUCACACCAUCUCAAGCAAGGGAACUCUCAGAGCAUCCGGAUGUUGUUCAUGUGACGAGAAGCAAGUAUAUGAAGCUGGCAACAACAAGGGUGAGUGAUUACUUGGGACUCACUCGAACCACUCCAACUGGUCUCGUCCAUGAAACUUAUAUGGGAAGUGGAGCAAUCAUAGGAAUCCUGGACACGGGAAUAUGGCCAGAUUCAAAGUCAUUCAGUGACAACGGUCUUGGACCAAUCCCGGCACGUUGGAAGGGAAAAUGUGUUUCAGGAGAAUGGUUCAACGCAUCAUCAAGCUGCAACAGAAAGUUGAUAGGAGCUAGAUACUACGCAAAGGGUCUCCUCGAAAGUUACAAUGGGACAUACGAUGCGAUGGAGAAAGGCGAGGUCAUGUCCCCGUUGGACGUAACCGGUCACGGGACCCAUUGUGCAUCGAUCGCCGCGGGUUCUUUCGUCCAGGACGCAAGCUUCUUAGGUCUAGGCUCGGGAACCGCCAGAGGCAGCGCCCCGCUAGCCCGCAUAGCUUCUUACAAAGUUUGUUGGAGCAAAGAGGUGUGUUACGCACCGGAUAUUUUAAAGGCCAUGGAUCACGCCAUUCGAGAUGGCGUCGAUGUUAUAUCGAUGUCGCUAGGAUCCACGAUACCGCUUGAUUUCGAGGUUGAUAGAAGUGAUUUAGCUAUUGGUGCUUUCCACGCCGUCAUGAAGGGGAUUCCCGUGGUAUGCGCUGGCGGGAACGAUGGUCCCCAUACGCAAACCGUCUCGAACGUUGCUCCGUGGAUCAUAACCGUCGCGGCUACGACCAUGGACCGAGAGUUCUUCACGCCCAUCACUCUUGGAAACAAUGUAACCGUACUGGGUCAAGAAUCUCUAUACACGGGAAAAGAAGUCGGAUUCGCUGAUAUUGUUUACUUGGAAGACUUGACAAAAAAUGAUUUUCUAGCCGGUAAAGCUAAGGGCAAAAUCUUGUUUGCCUUCCAAAUAGAAAAUUCAUUAGAUAUUGAAGAAUAUGCAAAAUCUAAUGGCGUUGUUGGCGUCAUUAUUGCGUCGAAUCCAUACGACCAUAUAGCACCGGGCACCACGGAUAUCCCUUAUGUCUACGUAGACUUUGAAAUUGGGAUGGACAUUAUGUUGUAUUUCAAAACAGCCAAAUUUCCAAAAGCUAAGAUCAGCCCUACCAAGUCAUUCGUUGGCCGACCCUUCUCGACCAAGGUCGCAAGAUUUUCGUCUAGAGGUCCCAAUUCAAUAUCUCCUGCCAUUCUCAAGCCUGAUAUAGCAGCACCAGGUUCAGGUAUACUUGCAGCCGUACCAUCAGAAGAAGGAUACGGAUUCAAGUCGGGGACAUCGAUGGCUACACCUGUUGUUUCAGGAAUAGUCGCACUUCUUAGACAAAAACGCCCUGACUGGUCUCCUGCUGCAAUCCGAUCCGCUCUCGUCACAACCGCAUUACAAACGGACCCAUUCGGAGAGCCUAUUUCAGCGGAGGGUUCCCCGCGUAAACUUGCUAGCCCGUUUGACUUCGGAGGCGGUCUGGUGAACCCGGGGAAAGUAGCAGACCCGGGACUUGUCUACGACAUGGGCUACGAUGAAUAUGUUCACUACUUGUGCUCCGCAGGCUACGAAAAUAAAUCCAUCUCAAAACUACUUGGAAAAAUAUACACUUGCCCUUCUCCAACUCCAUCCAUGCUUGAUGUCAACGUGCCUUCCAUCACGAUUCCAUACCUCAAUGAAGAGAUCAUUAUAACUAGAACUGUGACCAAUGUUGGACCGGUUGGUUCGGUUUACAAAGCUGUGAUCGAAGCGCCUCUCGGUAUUAAACUUCAGGUGGGUCCUGAGACUCUAGAGUUUGGUCCCAACACCAAGAAGAUUACAUUUACGGUGAAAGUCUCCACGACUCAUCGAUGGAAUACUGAUUAUAACUUUGGGAGCUUGACUUGGACUGAUAAUGGAGCUCACAAUGUUAGAAUACCUCUUUCUGUGAGAACAAGAUUUUCUAACUUGAAGAUAUAA
Molecule: messenger RNA, 2280 nt
Organism: Brassica oleracea var. oleracea
Lineage: Eukaryota; Viridiplantae; Streptophyta; Magnoliopsida; Brassicales; Brassicaceae
Product: subtilisin-like protease SBT3.5
Exons: 8
Coding region: 1-2280 (759 amino acids)
Biological process (GO): proteolysis
Molecular function (GO): serine-type endopeptidase activity
Source: RefSeq, a predicted model, not a curated record